UGUCAAUUAACCACCUUGUUUUGACCUUAGAAUUUAAUGUGAUUCCUUGAUGUGCUUGUUUUUUUUUUUUUUUGGUGAUCCACGUUCCAUUUCCUUAUUAGUAGCUUAUUGGUUUCAUUUCUUAUAUACUUAUUAAACAACCAACAAGUUAUAAGAUCUGAGUACAACAUUAUUUGAUUUGGAUUGGCCAUUACUCUCUGUUAUGGAUGUAGGAUUGAAAUAUUUUAUUUUUUGCUCACAUGGGAAAUCAUCAAACCAAGCACCUGCAAGAUCUAACAACCAAAUCAUACUCAUCAAGACAGAAAGAAUUAUAAAUUGGGUGAAGAAGAGGCUUCAAAUAUGCUAUUAUGUAACAAUGGAAUCAAAGAAUUGCCCAAAAAAGUCAAACAAAAUAAGAGAGAUUGUAAAGCUUCAACAAAUAGUGAAGAAAUGGAAGAGAUUAGCAAAUGGUGAAAAGAGCAACAGCAGCAGCAACAACAAGUUGUUAAAGAUUAAUGGGGCUUGGUUUACAGAUGGUGUUCCAAAAGGGUAUUUGGCAGUGUGUGUGGGGAAAGAGAUGAAGAGAUUUGUAAUCCCAACACAUUACUUAACUCACAAAGCAUUCAGAAUAUUGCUGCAAGAAGCUGAAGAAGAAUUUGGUUUUCAUCAACAAGGUGUUCUUCAGAUUCCAUGCCAUGUCUCUGUCUUUGAAGAUAUUCUCAACACUGUUCAACAACAAAACCAUAACCAUUUUGCUUCUGAUGAUAAUGAAAUCAUUAGAUUCUGUUGCUCUCCUGAAUGUGAUCUAACUCAUCAUCAUCCUCCUCCUCAAAUUUGUACAUCACUUAUGUGAAUCAAUCAAUGUAUCAACGUAACCUUUGUUGUUUCAUGUAACGAUCUGAUUUUGUACUUCUUUCUUAUAAUUUAGCUCUUAUUUACUUCACUUAUGGCUUUGCAACCAUUAUGAUACAGAUGUAGGGCUUACGAGCAUAGGCGAUUGCAUAUUUUUAA
Molecule: messenger RNA, 990 nt
Organism: Cucumis sativus (cucumber)
Lineage: Eukaryota; Viridiplantae; Streptophyta; Magnoliopsida; Cucurbitales; Cucurbitaceae
Product: auxin-responsive protein SAUR40
Exons: 1
Coding region: 203-832 (209 amino acids)
Biological process (GO): response to auxin
Source: RefSeq, a predicted model, not a curated record